Messenger RNA from Artibeus jamaicensis (Jamaican fruit-eating bat), 3688 nucleotides. RefSeq names its product glycerate kinase (gene GLYCTK). Gene Ontology annotation, biological process: protein phosphorylation. The record is from RefSeq and is a predicted model, not a curated record. Gene Ontology annotation, molecular function: glycerate kinase activity. Gene Ontology annotation, cellular component: cytoplasm. Bases 278 to 1849 code for a protein of 523 amino acids. NCBI's taxonomy places the organism in Eukaryota, Metazoa, Chordata, Mammalia, Chiroptera, Phyllostomidae. The transcript is spliced from 4 exons.
CCAGGGGGCCAGUAUCCAGAGGGCCAGUGUGUGGCCUACAGAAGAGACGGACUGUCUGGGUGGCAAGCCUGGGCUCCAAGGACUGGAGUGAGAUCCGGCAGCUGUGGGCCUCAGGAAGUCUCCUGGGACUGGCAGAUGGUCCAUUUUUGCAGCAGCUGUGGGGUCCACUGGCCCUAAUGCCUCAGGUGCUCGUGUCUCUAGCCUUGCGACUGCCUCACUAGUGCUUUCUUUCCCCUAGGUGGCUAUGGAUGCCAGGUGGAGCUGAAAGCAGUGGGGCAUGGCUGCAGCCCUGCAGGUCUUACCCUGCUUGACCCGAGCCCCAUUACUCCCACUCCUCUGGGGGCGCCCAGGGGCACGGCUGGCCAGUGGCAUGGCCUUGGCAGAGCAUGCUCAGAAGCUGUUUGAGAGCACUAUUGCUGCUGUUCUGCCGGGCCCCAUGAUGCGCCGGGCACUGUCCUUGGACCCUGGCAGUGGACAGCUGAAGAUUCGGGAUCGGAGCUUUCAGCUGCGGCAAAACCUCUACCUGGUGGGCUUUGGCAAGGCUGUGCUGGGCAUGGCAGCUGCAGCUGAAGAGCUACUGGGGAAGCAUCUGGUGCAGGGAGUGAUCAGCGUUCCCAAGGGGAUCCGUGCUGCCAUGGAGUACACCGGCAAGCAGGAAAUGCUACUGAAGUCACACAGCCAUGUCCAGGUCUUUGAGGGUGCAGAGGACAACCUGCCGGACCAUGAUGCACUUCGGGCUGCGUUUGCUAUUCAGCAGCUGGCUGAAAGUCUGACAGCUGAUGACCUGCUGCUCGUGCUCAUCUCAGGUGGGGGCUCAGCCCUUCUGCCUGCCCCCAUCCCACCCGUCACACUGGAGGAGAAACAGACACUCACCAAGCUGCUGGCGGCCCGAGGAGCCACCAUCCAGGAACUGAACACCAUCCGGAAAGCCCUGUCCCAGCUCAAGGGUGGGGGGCUGGCCCAGGCUGCCUACCCUGCCCAGGUGAUAAGCCUGAUUCUAUCAGAUGUGGUGGGAGACCCUGUGGAUGUGAUUGCCAGCGGCCCCACUGUGGCCAGUGUUCACAACGUACAAGAUUGCCUGCACAUCCUUAAUCGCUAUGGCCUCCGUGCUGCCCUGCCGCGUUCCGUGAAAACUGUGCUGGCUCAGGCUGACUCUGACCCUCGUGGGCCACACACCUGUGGUCAUGUCCUCAAUGUGAUUAUUGGCUCCAAUGCACUUGCACUGGCUGAGGCCCAGAGGCAGGCUGAGGCACUGGGAUACCGGGCCGUGGUGCUGAGUGCAGCCAUGCAGGGCAACGUAAAAAGUGUGGCCCACUUCUACGGGCUGCUGGCCCAAGUAGCUGGAGCCCACCUCACUUUGCCCAGCACUGGAGCCCCCGUGGAGGAGGGUGAACAACUCCAUGAGCUGGCGGCUGAGCUUCAGCUCCCAGACCUGCAACUAAAGGAGGCCCUGGAGGUCGUGGUAGGGGCUGAGGGCCCCGUCUGCAUGCUGGCUGGUGGCGAGCCCACAGUGCAAUUGCAGGGCUCUGGCAAGGGUGGCCGGAACCAGGAACUGGCCCUCCGUGUCGCAGCAGAGCUGGGACGACGGCCACUGGGGCCUGUUGAUGUGCUGUUUUUGAGUGGUGGCACCGAUGGGAGGGAUGGGCCCACAGAGGCAGCUGGGGCCUGGAUUAUGCCCGAGCUUGCCCACCAGGCCGCCGCUGAGGGCCUGGAUGUGGCCACCUUUCUAGCCCACAAUGACUCACAUACCUUCUUCCACCGCUUCCAAGGUGGGACCCAUCUGCUGUACACAGGGCUGACAGGAACCAAUGUCAUGGAUGUCCACUUCCUGUUCCUGAAGCCACGGUGAUGACAUAGGUCAUGUUUUGGGAGUCCAGAGGCAGCCUACAGGGUAGGGUCCUGGGGCAGACCAGGGUUGGUCCCCAGGGUCUCACCAGGCCUUAAGGCCCCUCCUUGGCCCCUGCUGCAUGGUUGGCUCUUAUACCUCCCACCCCAGGGCCUCUGCUUCAUGUCUGUUCCUCAGAUCAAACUGGCAGGAUGGUGGAUCUCUUCCACCUCUACUUUCAGCUGUGGCAGCAGGUGCCUCAGGUCCACGGCAGCAAGGUGUCCUGAGGACCAGGACAGAUCUCUUGGCCAGUUCGCUAUUCCCCUGGGCAGCACCACUGCUGAGCUCCUGAGACUGCUUUUUUCUGUGGGGUGAGGCAAGAAGGACUGGAAAUAAAAAAGACCACUCGGCGGGGUCUCAGUGCAUCCUCCUUCAGAGCAAGGACCUGCGGGAGCUGCUGGGGAGGGGGAGGGGGCGCUGCACCACAGCACCUGGACCCAGUAGGAGUUCCCCACACCCUCUCUCCACAACACACUUGGCACUUGUUUCAUUUCAGCAGGAGCCUGGGAGGGUUGAGCCUGGCUCCCAACACACUCAGUGAAGGUGAGCAGAGAGCCCAGGGAGGACAGGCGUAAGGACUGCUCUCUGUGGGGUCUGGGGGGGACUGGCCACCCAUCUAACAAUGACUCCCCAGUGGCAUCCCUGCCCUGGUCUCCAGCCUCUGCCAUAUGCCUCGCUGGGCCCUGCUUUCUACCUCUCACCAGGGACACCCCUCCUGCCUUGGGUAGUCCUAAGCCACAGACACAGCUUUUGUGGCUGGGCUGCCCUCUAUCUAGGGGCCACCCUAGCUACAUAGGACACUGGACCUUGUUUCCUUGUGCCAGCUCUUUUCCUAGUCUGAAUACCCCCACUUCCUUCAGCCACUACUCGGGAUACCGUUGUGUUCCUGGUACCAACCUUGUCAUGGGGGUCUCCACUGCUGCGAUGGUGGGCCAGAGCAGUGAUAGGGUCCAGCAGCCCCUGCCUCUCCCUAUUAAAGAUGGCAGGGAAAGGGCCAGUGAGGGGAAAAGCAACAAAGGAGGCCAGCAGUCUGUGCUGAGAGAGGGAUGGGUCACUGUCCCCACUCUCCUUGGGCCCCAUGCUCAGUGUCCAAGCCCUCCGCUGGCCGCCCCCGCCGUGCGCCACGGCUCCAAUCCCUAUAUGAGUGAGCAGUAGAAUCACAUAGGAAUAAAAAGCCAUAGAGAACAGCGAGGCCUGGGGCUGCUUCUGCUGGCCACCCCAGCCAUCUCCCAGCCCCUCCUACUGAAGGUGUGAGGGGCUCUGGGCCAGAGCUGGCAUGCCCUCCCUCUAGGAACAGACUCCCUCCCCCACUUGGGCCCUGACAGCCCAGCUCGCAGGUGGUUCGUGAACUGAAGAUGUCACAUCAGGCAGGCUGGGCAUUGAGAGGGAGGUGAGCAAAGUGAGCUGGUCUCUGAGGCCAAGGAGGUUUAGGGAAUAGGGGAGAUGACACCCUGCUGAGGCACCAGUUCCUUCUGCAUAUAGUCAAAGCUGACCAGGGUUGGGGGGCUCAUGGUGUUAGGGGAUAUUGUCCCCACAUGGCAGUGCCCGUAUCCUGGUGCUCCUUAGGCAACAUCUAGAUAUGCCCUGUGCCUGCUUCAGUCCUUGCUCAGGAGCACACGUAUUAGCACUGGGGGUCAAGGUCCAGGCAAGAGCAGGACCUGAGGGCUGGGGCAGAGGACCUGUCUGCCGUGUCCCAGCAUGUGUAUAUGUGUGGGUGUUGGUGCCGGCAUACCACCGACGGGGGAUGCACGUUUGUGUACACGUAAGUGCUCCACUCAGGAGAUAAGCUGCUGCUUGUGCACA